GCAGUGCCAGUGACUGCAUACAAUACAUACAUCAGUGCCGUCGUUUCGGUGAAUAAGUGUCGUUUAAAGAUGCAGAGUCUGCAACAGAAGGCUUCCGAAUGGAGCGGUGUUUCCAUAGACGACGCUUUCGGCAUCGACGACACCAAUCUCUUCCAGAAACUCGGCCUCCAAACCUUCAUUAACCUCUCCACCAAUUUCUACAACAGGGUUUACGAUGACGAGGAAGAAUGGUUUCGUUCAAUAUUCGCGAAUUCUGAGAAGGAGAAUGCCAUUCAAAACCAAUACGAGUUCUUCGUGCAGCGAAUGGGUGGUCCUCCUCUCUUUUCUCAGAGAAGAGGACAUCCUGCUCUAAUUGCUCGACAUCGACCAUUUCCUGUCACGCAUCAAGCUGCAGAGAGGUGGUUACAUCACAUGCAACAUGCAUUAGACAGUACUACAGAUAUAGAUGAUGACUCAAAGACCAAAAUGAUGAACUUUUUCAGGCACACUGCAUAUUUUUUGGUGGCUGGAGAUGAGCUAAAGAAUCAAAACCAACAUAUUCCAUGCAAACAUGCAGCAGCCAAAAAGGAUGAUUCUUGAUUCAUAAAACUGUUUCAAUUUUCUUUAAUUUAUUGCCUUUAUCCAUAAAACUUUGUAUCAGAGUAGAAGCAUUGUCCAAGUGUUGGGGAGAUGAAAACGAAGCCACAUUACACACAUGCCAACUUUGAAACCAAAUAGUUAGUAAGACGAGGUUGAUGAUUGUAAGCAUAGAAUCGAUAAAAUACACUAAGAAAAUACAAAUAGUGUUUUGACAAAAAAAAAAAAAAAAUACAAAUAGCAAUCUUGAAUUGCCUUUAAAUUGUACUUCUCUAAACUGCUAUCAGGUCAAAUCCUCAAUCAACGAUGUUUUCAUAUUUUUUUCUA
This is a messenger RNA of Glycine soja, 903 nucleotides long. Its product is annotated as two-on-two hemoglobin-3. The record is from RefSeq and is a predicted model, not a curated record. Gene Ontology annotation, molecular function: heme binding; oxygen binding; oxygen carrier activity. NCBI's taxonomy places the organism in Eukaryota, Viridiplantae, Streptophyta, Magnoliopsida, Fabales, Fabaceae. Gene Ontology annotation, biological process: oxygen transport. The transcript has 4 exons. Bases 70 to 579 code for a protein of 169 amino acids.